Messenger RNA from Strongylus vulgaris, 594 nucleotides. Lineage: Eukaryota; Metazoa; Nematoda; Chromadorea; Rhabditida; Strongylidae. The record is from the annotation of a GenBank genome assembly.
AUGCCAAAAUCAGAGAAGAAGCUGCCCUUCACAGCACAUGAUCCUAAAGAUGUGGAAGAUUGCGUAAAUCUUCAGCUAAAAGCUCUUCAAGUCGAUUACAUCGAUCUCUAUCUGAUGCAUUGCCCACUGCCCUUGCAGAAGGCAAAGGACAGCUUUGAUGUGGCCUUAGUAAAUGGCAUGCAGGUGCCUGUUGCAAUAAAUCAUCUUGAUACGUGGCGUGCUCUAGAAAAAUUAUACGAUGCGGGGAAGUUAAAGGUAGGGUACCCACAAAUGGUAUGGCCAGAUGGCGAUCCAAUGUCGGAUCCUGUGGUUGCAAAACUUGCAGCAAAACAUAAGAAAACUGCAGCACAGAUUAUGCUACGCCAUCUACACCAACGUGGAAUGAUUGUCAUUCCUAAGACCGUGAAACCAGAACGUGUAAAGGAAAAUAUGGAUAUUUUCGAUUUCUCACUAAGUGACGAGGAAAUGCAGGAGCUCAACAAUAUAAAGACAAGAACAAGAUUCUUCCUUUGGGAUACCGCCAUGGGUCAUCCCUUCUAUCCGUUCAGUGAUGUCGACCAGUCCAAGUACAAGAUGGCUCCACUUCAUCCAUGA